Molecule: messenger RNA, 804 nt
Organism: Leptopilina boulardi
Lineage: Eukaryota; Metazoa; Arthropoda; Insecta; Hymenoptera; Figitidae
Exons: 4
Coding region: 1-804 (267 amino acids)
Source: RefSeq, a predicted model, not a curated record
AUGGCAAGCAAUAUUCGGAAACCUAUUCGUCACAAGCAAAAGGCAAUAUUGUCGGGUUUGGAGACAUAUCGUGAUCCUUGGACGGGAACUAUCGUGAGGAUGUUUUCAAUUGCUGGCCUCGGUACUUUAAUGGGAAUUACUAUUUUAUUGAUUGGAAUCUUUGCUUUUGGAUAUUUUGAAAAUAAUGAUAUUGGUACAUAUUUGACUAACUUAAAUGCAGGAGUAAUAAUGGGAAUUGUACUAAGUUUCACGAUGAUAUAUAGUGAAAAAAUAGUUUACACAGACUUCACGAUAAAGAAAUUAAUCUUCGUAUCCCCUGUGAUUAGUAUUGUUUUCAUUAUGGGACUUAUUCUUGCUCCAUUAGCAAUGUCAACAUUAUUGUCACGAUUUGAAAUUCAAGCUAAUCUUUUAGCUAUAAUGUCAACGUUGUAUCCAACUCUCAUCAUUAUUGGAUUUUUAAAAGCAUCUGGUGACUCUAAAAAAGCACAUCGUCUCUUUCAAAUGUGGAUGAAUUUCCAAUUCGUGAGAUUCCGCUAUCAAAUUUUAUACGCUGCAAUUGUGUUGUACCAUAAAAUGAUAGCUUUCACAAUUAAAAAAUUUCGGCCACCUUCUAAUAAUGAACUUUAUGAGUUAAUAAGGACAACAGAACAAAUAAAGCAUCAUAAAGAAGAAAUAAACCAAUUAAUUUCAGAAAUAGAUUGUCAUUAUGAUUUUACUACAAAUUGUAAUAUAGACUUCCUGAUUCACAUGGAAUUAAUGCUCCUAACAGAACCUGUUCAAGAUGAAGCGAGGGACACGGAGUAA